This is a messenger RNA of Labeo rohita (rohu), 399 nucleotides long. Its product is annotated as cytochrome c. Gene Ontology annotation, molecular function: heme binding; electron transfer activity. Bases 15 to 338 code for a protein of 107 amino acids. Lineage: Eukaryota; Metazoa; Chordata; Actinopteri; Cypriniformes; Cyprinidae. Gene Ontology annotation, cellular component: mitochondrial intermembrane space. The record is from RefSeq and is a predicted model, not a curated record. The transcript is spliced from 2 exons. Gene Ontology annotation, biological process: mitochondrial electron transport, cytochrome c to oxygen; mitochondrial electron transport, ubiquinol to cytochrome c.
UCGUAAACAUUAGAAUGGGAGAAAACGUAGAAAAAGGAAAGAAGAUCUUUGUUCAGAAAUGCUCUCAGUGUCACACUGUUGAAGCUGGAGGCAAGCACAAAGUUGGUCCGAACCUAAAUGGACUCUUUGGUCGCUUGACUGGCCAAGCACCUGGCUACCUUUUCACAGAGAGCACCGUAGAGAAGGGUGUUGUUUGGAAGGAAGACACACUUAUGGAGUUUUUAAGGAAUCCUAAGAGGUACAUUCCAGGGACCAAGAUGAUCUUUUCUGGAAUCCAGAAGAAUGAGGAAAGGAUUAAUCUGGUAGCAUAUUUGAGGAAAUCCACAUCAUCCACUUAAAACAUGUUUUCUCACAGUUUACUCGUAUAUUAUUAAUAUUUUAUUGAAGAAGUCCACUUCC